AUGAGAAAAUUUCAGUCUUUCAGUACAAGUGUAGAAUCGAGUCUCUUGCAACCUCAUAAACCGCCGACUUCCAAUGAGAUAUACGCCGAGCCCGAGAACUUCCUAGAAAUCGAAGUUGCCAACCCUAGAACCCACUUCCCGCACUCCGAGCAGCGGGGCAUGUACACAGACUACGAGAUAAUAUGUCGAACCAAUUUGCCCUCCUUUAGCGGGAGAAAUAGCAAUGUCAGAAGACGGUAUUCCGAAUUUGAGUUGUUCCGCAAGUGUCUGCUCAAGGAGCUGUCGCUUUCAAGCCACCCCAAAGUCGUUGUGCCUCACUUGCCCGGAAAGAUCAUUCUGGGAAACCGGUUUAGUGACGAGGCUAUUGAGGAGCGCAAGCAGGAGCUGAACAAGUGGAUGGUGACCGUUGCUGGCCAUCCCCUUUUGCAGAGUGGGUCCAAAGUCCUGGUACGAUUUAUCGAAAACGAAGAGUUUAUGGGAUAG
Messenger RNA from Lachancea dasiensis, 483 nucleotides. The record is from the annotation of a GenBank genome assembly. Lineage: Eukaryota; Fungi; Ascomycota; Saccharomycetes; Saccharomycetales; Saccharomycetaceae.